Lagopus muta (rock ptarmigan) is the source of this 3845-nucleotide messenger RNA. Its product is annotated as BPI fold-containing family B member 4-like. Lineage: Eukaryota; Metazoa; Chordata; Aves; Galliformes; Phasianidae. The record is from RefSeq and is a predicted model, not a curated record. The transcript has 21 exons. Gene Ontology annotation, molecular function: lipid binding. Bases 2064 to 3446 code for a protein of 460 amino acids.
UCAUAGAGUCCAACCCCAUGCAAAUGUUUGUCUUUCCUCUGUAAUAGAGAAGAAAGGAACAAAGUUCAACUUCAGCUUUGGUGUUUUCUGAGAUCAGAGUUGAAGGCAGUUUCAGCUUUGGUGGCACAAGGGCUGAUUUCUCUUCCCUCUGAGCACAGCUGACUGGCUUGCUGAACCGUGGUCUUCAUAUAUGGCCAGGAUAAGAGCAUCCCAGCGCUCAGAACUGGCUGAGCUGCUCUCCGUGUCUGAAGAAUGGUGACUGUCAGGUGAAGUUCUCAAGGCCUGGAUAUGGAUGGGCAAAGUGCAACAGCUACAGCGGGGACAGAUGCUUUGAUGGAACGGCCCGAUUAGGAAGAUUGAAGAAUGGAGGUGGCUCUCACCUGGAGAAGGCUGUGAUGCUCCUGGGGAACUGGUGCCACCAGAUAAAGCUCAUUCCUGAGCUCAAGCUUGUUGCCUCCUGCUCAGCAACUGAUAAGGGAGCAGCGAUGCUUGCUUGGCCAUGAAAUAACACAGGGGAACUCCAGUAAGACAGGCUGGAAGGAAAGCAGAGAAACAAAACAAAGAAAACACCAACAAAUUGGAAGAAUGAAGAGUGAGGAGGAAUUGAAGUGUCCACAGAGUUCACAGUGCGGGUGACUGGAAGUGAUGGGGGAAAGGCAGCGAAUGCUGCUUGUGUAACACACAGCACUGGGUCUGAAUGCAGGACUGCUCUGCCUGUGUCCAUGUGCAGCACUUGGUAACAAGUGUUUGUGCUGUGUGCUCUGCUGUGCACCCAGAAGCCAGCACUGCUGUCCCUUGAACUCAUCUCCUCCCUCAGUGCUAUCUGCUCAUCCUUCCUGAGAUUGUUUCUACAUCCUGAGUUCCAUAUGUAGGAAACUGCACAGAGCUGAGCUCAGCCUUCCUGUAAGUGACACCUGAAGCAUUGCUGCGAGGGGAGACUGAGAUCCAGGUGAGCAAGAGGAGCAAAGGGUGGGACUGAGCAGCAGAAACCCAUGCAGAGAGGAGGAACACCCGUGCUGGGGCACAAAGCACACUGCCUGCUUGCAGUGUGAGGCACUGGAGCUUGGAUGCUGCCGUCCCAAAGGGCACAAGCUGCGAUGGGAGCACACAACCCUAAGGGCAGCAGCGUGUGUUCCCCUGCCAGCUGCUCCCUGAGAGUGAUGCUAUCAGCUCAGCUUUGUUCUGCUGCGUGCAGCCUCGCUCUGCUGCACAGCACCGAGCAAAGCACCGAUAGGAUCUGCCCAGCCCUGCACAAUGGAAAGUGCCACGGCACCCAGCCAGGGCCCGACCUCAGCCCUCCUUUGGGAUCUGCUCCUGCAGCACUGCUGUGUCACACUGAUGCUGCUGGCUUUGUGCAUUUCUGUACAGCUGCGUUUCUCACUGUUGUUCUUUACAGAUGCAUUAGAAAUCCAUCUGAAGGUCAGUCUUAACAAAGCCGAUGCUUAUCAGCUUUCUCCAAGUUGCUUUUUUAAUUUUUUUUUUAAUAUGUUGGUGAAGAAAAUCUUUUUCCAAUGCUGCAUUUGAAACAUCCUUGAGCACUGUUAAUCCCACAGCUCCUCAGGGUGAGGAGAUCCAGUCCCAUCCCACCCCACAGCCCCAUCAGCCCCCGGUGUGACCUGUGUGCUUCAGCUCCCCCAAAAGAUGGCUUCCUUCCAGCAUGGGGAUCCCACAGGUCACCACUUUGGACACCUUUGUAAGGCAGAGAGGGGAAAAAGCAGUGCCCAGGUGAGUGCCCCAGGAUGGGAAGGGAAGCUGCUGCUGGGAAAGGCAGCAGUGACGCGGUGCUGUAUAAAUCAGCAGCCUGGCAGCUGGGUGUUGCUGGCAGAGAUGCAGGAGGUGCCCACUGCUGGGAUGCGAAAAGGUGUGUCCAGGUGGUGGCAAAUGUGAUAUAAGGGCAGCUGCUGGCACUGCUGCUGCAGCACCAGAAGAGCAGGCAGGAGCCGGGUGCUGUGCAGAGCCGGGCUGAGACGGCAUCUCCCAGUGCAGGUGACAGCAGAGCUGUGUCUUGCAGUGCCAUCCCUGUCCUUUUGCACUGCUCAUGCCACCGCUUCCCCUGCUGCAGGAUGAUGAAGCCGCUGAAGCUUUUUGGAAUGGUCAUCUUCUGUGGGCUGCUCUCUCCCACCCAGGGGGUUCUGUCUGGCUUGUCCUGUGCCGUCAGUCCCAGGGCCACGCAACAAGCGCUGUCCGAUGCCAUCAUUCAGAACGGGCUUCUCCAGAAGCACCUGCAGGGCCUGGUGCUGCCGAACAUCAUGAGUGACGGGGGUCUGCUGAACUCCCCCACCAUCAUCACGGGGCUGCACCUGGAGAGGUCCCGGAUGCCCACGCUGUCGAUGGAGCUGCUGCCUGGGAUUGGGAUGCAGUUGGUCAUCACCGUGCGCCUGGAUCUCAGUGGCAACUGCUUGCUUGGCCUUCUCUCCGAGGUAAUUGUUAUCUCUGCGGAUGUGACCGUUACCACAAACAUCAAAUGCUCAAGUUUCGAGUCGGGUGCAGUCCAGGUCAUUGCUGAUGACUGCUUCUGCAUUCUUGGUGCUGUAAAGAUCAAGCUGCUCUCUGGCUUACUGUCCCUGUCAGUGCAUGACAUUGUGCUCAGCCACCUGACAGCAACUUUGCCUGGUUUGCUGUGUCCAGUGAUGGAUAUUGUCUUCAACAUAGUGAACAUCCAGCUCCUGAGCACUCUGGAUGUGGUGAUCCCUGUUGGCUCGAAGGGGACGGUUCACUACCACCUGGCUGGCCCACCAUUCACCUCUGGUUCGUCCCUGAUUAUGGAUUUAGAUGGCACGGUGCAGCAAAUGGGAGGCAGCAUCGUCCCGCACGACUCGUACGCCUCUGCCUUGCCCCCGCUGCUGGACAGGCUGCUGAUCAUCGGUGUGCGCCAGAGCUUCCUCAACUCCCUGCUGGCCCUGCUGCUCCAGAUCCAGCCACACACCUUCCCCUGCUCGUCAGAAGCUUUCUCUGGAGCCAACCAGCUGAGAGAUUCCAUUACAGCCCUUUAUCCCACUGGGUGCAACAGCUGCCCUGGGGCCAGUCCUCUGAGCAUCCGUGUGGAGUCUGUGGGGAACCCCAUCCUUCUCUUGGAACCCAACAAAGCCACCGUUGAGCUGUCGGUCCUGCUCCAGGUGUUCGUUAAGCGCCCGGAUGGAUCCAUCAUCAACCUGCUGCUCCUGAAGGCAGACCUCAGUCUGAACGUCCGCCUGUCGAUCUCCAGGGGCAGCCUGGUGCUGGCCUUCUCCCUGGGCAGAGUUUCCCUCAUCUUGCAGUCAUCUGACAUUGGCAUCAGUGAUAUCUCCAACCUGAAGCCACACCUCGUUAAGCUGCUGGUGGAGACCUACCUGCCACUUCUCAAUGCUGCUGCAGCCGUUGGGAUACCCCUGCCUGAUGUGUUCAGAAUUCCUCUGAUAAGGGUGGACUUCCAGAUCUCGUUGGGACUGUUGUUGAUCCUCGUGUGAGCCAUGCACUGUGCAGGCAGCUCUGGAAAGAAAGAGGGAGGAGAUCCGGUCAGGAUGAAGCGUUGGAACCAACAUUAUUGUCUUUCCUUUCCUAAAUGUACUGCAAGGUUCUUGGUAAUAUUUAAGGCACUUUAAAUUAAAUUGGCUUACAUGGUACUGAGAUGCUCGCAUAAGCCAACACCAGUUAGGCAGCUCUGUGUAGAAAUAUUUAUUUAGAGAAAUUAGGGCGAAUUAGAGGACACGGUUGCAGAAGUGGCAUGUGAUGCUGCAGCUGAAGUGUUAAAUUCCUUGAGAAUUUGGUCUUUGGGAAAGUUGUUGUCUGUGUAAUGAAAAAGGGAAAUUUUGCAUGUGGCUCUCCAAUGCAUGGUGAGAAGAGUCCAAAGUGCUGAGCAGGAGCUC